Molecule: messenger RNA, 978 nt
Organism: Kwoniella shivajii
Lineage: Eukaryota; Fungi; Basidiomycota; Tremellomycetes; Tremellales; Cryptococcaceae
Exons: 5
Coding region: 1-978 (325 amino acids)
Molecular function (GO): oxidoreductase activity, acting on the CH-OH group of donors, NAD or NADP as acceptor; NADP binding
Source: RefSeq, a predicted model, not a curated record
AUGACAUCAACCACUCCUACUCGAAUCGGUUAUAUCGGACUGGGAGCUAUGGGUCUAAACAUAGCUCGUAACCUAUCCAAACAUAUAACUAAGAACAAUCUUCCACCAUUGACAGUGUGGAAUCGAUCUUCUUCAAAAUACGAAUCAUUGAAACCUGAUGCUCCUAAUGCUCGUUUCGCUAAACAAGUCGAAGAAGUAAUCGAUAGUUCAGAUGUGAUUUUCACAAUGUUGAUAGAUGAUAAUGCUGCUCAAGAAGUUUAUGGUAAAUUAUAUGAUCAUUUGAAGUCCAACAAACAGCAAGGGAAAAGAGAGAUCAUUUUUGUUGAUCAAAGUAGCCUGAAAGCCAUUACUACUGGCAAACUAGCAGAACAAGCUUCAUCUGUAGGAGCGACGUAUCUCGCUUGUCCAGUAUUCGGAAGACCUCCAGCAGCCGAAGCAGCCAAACUUCUGAUUGUCCUAUCUGGUCCUCAAGAAGCUAAGGACAGAGUCAAAGAGUUACUCAUUCCCGUUAUCGGAGAUAGGAGCGUUGACGUUGGUGAAGAUGUCAAGAAGGCGAGCGCACUGAAAUCAAUGGGAAAUAUGGUUUUAUUAGGUUGGAUUGAACUUUUGUCAGAAGCAUAUGCUCUAGGUGAUUCGAUAGGUUUAGAUUCCCAAGUAUUCAAUGGUUUUUUAGAACAAUUUAUACCUGCUCCCCCACUCUUAGCAUACUCCAACACCAUUUCCAAAGGGUUGUUCCCGUCCGGCAAAGGGUUUUCAAUUGAUGGCGGAUUGAAAGAUGCACGAAACAUGAUCUCACUGGGAUCAGAUCUUGGCCAUCCAGUCUCUCUCCCAACGAUCGAAAGAGCUAAAUCAAACAUGGAAAGAGCGAAAGAAUUAAGUGGUCCUUCUCAAGAUUGGUCAGCUUUAGCGGCUGCUGUAAGAGAACAAGCUGGCUUGGAACCUUAUCGCGAAGGUACCAAUAAUGGUCAAGGAGAUUAA